This is a messenger RNA of Anolis sagrei ordinatus, 3569 nucleotides long. The record is from RefSeq and is a predicted model, not a curated record. Lineage: Eukaryota; Metazoa; Chordata; Lepidosauria; Squamata; Anolidae.
CCUCCAGUGGAAAGGUGGCGCCAGGCUCUUCAGUACAGUCCAUCAGAGGUCCCUGAAGCUGCCUCUAGGAAGGAGCAUCACUAUAGCAGGAAGGGGCAGGACCAAGGCUAAGAGCGGCAGCUGGGCAUACCUGAGACAGGCAGGUAUCAUCCUCUCGGAUGGAGGAACAUCCCUGUAUACACUGCACUCAUUGUUCCACCUUGAUGCCUCCUCGGUGCAUCCCUGCGGGUGUUACUGAGUGAUUCGAAGACCAGGCUGUAGAGGAAGAUAGGGAAUGAUUAAGGGCAGAGCAGUGGAAAGAAAGGGGGCCCUCAUCAUCUCAAUGUGAUGGGACCUGUCCAACUCUGAAAGGGCUCUUUGGGAACAGGUGAAAGGCCAAGAUGCCCAUGCAUGCAGUGAGCCCCGAGUUGGGAGAAGAGCCUGGUCUUGUUCAGGCUCAACACAGAGGGGGAUUCUUUGGAGGAGCCAAACAGAAAGAACAAAAGGAUGAGGAGUGGGAUUCAGGCGCACAACAAAGUUUCAAGCUGUUCAGCUACCAGGAGGCCUUGGGUCCCCGAGAGGUGUGCAGCCGCCUCCAUUCUCUCUGCCGCCUGUGGCUGAAGCCCGAGCCACACUCCAAGGCGGAGAUGCUGGACCUGGUGAUCCUGGAGCGGUUCCUGGCCGUCCUUCCUGCGGAGAUGGAGCGCUGGGUCAGGGAAUGUGGGGCAGAGACCAGCUCCCAGGCUGUGGCCUUGGCAGAAGGAUUCCUCCUGAGUCGGGCAGAAUCGAGCAAACGCAAAGAGCAGCAGAACGUUUUUGUGAAAGAGGCGGCUGAAGUGAAGAAUGAGUGGGCGGUGAAAGAUGGUGACAGAGCCUCUACCUCAGUGGGAGGUGGAAUGAGGUCCCAGCUUAUAUGUCCAAGCACAUCUUUUCAGUAUGGUUUGAGAACACCUUCUGCAAGACAGGGUGAGGUGACUUUCCAAGAUGUGGCUGUGGAUUUUUCCGAAGGGGAGUUGGCCCUGCUGGACCCCGGCCAAAGAGUGCUCCACAGAGAGGUGAUGGAGGAGAAUUGGGAGCUCGUGUCCACCCAGGGCUCUGAGCAGUUGUGUUGCUCUUUUCCAGGUGGAAGCAACCAGCUGAGUGAGAAGGAAGGAGAAACCCACAGAGCAUUUCUGCAAAGAGUCCGCUGUAAACAGAAGAAUGAGAAUCAAAUAAAAUCUGACCCUCCAAAGAGGGGGAACAUUCUUUCUCAGAGUGGUGAGGUCUGUGAAACCUCCCUUGAAGAAAUAGCACAGAAAGGAAGGGAGAGACAGCUUUGUCUUGUAUGUGGGAGGAGCUUUAGAUGUAAAACAAGCCUGAAUCUUCACAGGAGAGUUCACACAAGGGAGAACUCUUCCAAAAGUAGUGAAUGUGGGAAGACAUCCAGUUUGACUUCAUAUAGAAGGACUCACACAGGAGAAAAACCAUUCAAGUGCCUGAGAUGUGGAAGGAGAUUCAAGUGGAGGUCACAACUGAUACCACACCAGGAGGCUCAUGUAGAAGGCAAGCCAUUUAAAUGUUUGGAGUGUGGAAAGAGCUUCAGUUGGAAGGUGAAUCUCAGUCGUCACCAAGCAGUCCACAGAAGGGAGAAACCAUUUGAAUGCUUGGAAUGCGGGAAGAGCUUCAGUUGGAAAAUAAUCUUCACUAGUCAUCGAGCGAGACACUCGGGGGAGAAACCAUUUGAAUGCUUGGAAUGUGGGAAGGCCUUCAGUUGCAAGAUGAAUUUUGCUUCUCAUCGAGUCAGUCAUACAGGGGAGCCGCGUUUUCGGUGCUUGGAGUGUGGGAAAGGUUUCAGCCACAAAGGCAGCCUCAAUCGUCACCGAGCAUCUCACACCGGGGAGAAAGUAUUUAAAUGUCCAGAGUGUGGGAAAAGCUUCAAUCAUGAAAUAAGCCUCCUCUGUCAUCAAAGAACUCACACCGGAGAGAAACUCUAUAAAUGCCCUGAGUGUGGAAAAGCCUUCAGUCGGAAGACGAACCUCAUUCGUCACCAAGCCACUCACACAGGAGAGAAGUUCUUCAGGUGUUUUGAGUGUGGAAAGACCUUCAAUCGGAAGGGAAACCUCAUUUGUCACCAAGCCACUCACACAGGGGAGAAGCGGUUUAAAUGCUCGGUGUGUGAGAAAAGCUUCAGUUGGAAGAGAAGUCUCAGUCGCCAUCAAGCGACUCACACCGGGGAGAAACUGUUUACGUGCCUCAAGUGUGGGAAGAGCUUCAGCCAGAAGACAAACCUCAUUCAUCACCAAGCGACUCACACCGGGGAGAAACCCUUUAAGUGCUUGCAAUGUGGGAAAAGCUUCAGCCAGAAGACAAACCUGACUUCUCAUCAAGUGAUUCACACGGGGGAGAAGCGGUUCAAAUGCCUCGAGUGUGGGAAAAGCUUCCGUCAGAAGGCAAACCUUGCUUCACAUCAAACGACUCACACAAGGGAGAAACCAUUUAAAUGCCUUGAGUGUGAGAAAAGCUUCAGUCGGAAGAGAAACCUCAUUUGUCACCUGGCGACGCACGCAGAUGAGAAAUUGUUUAAAUGCCUCGAGUGUGGGAAAAGCUUCAGCGAGGAGAUCAAGUUCACUUUUCAUCAAGCGACACACACUGGCGAGAAGCUGUUUAAAUGUGUUGAAUGUGAGAAAAGCUUCAGUCGGAAGACAGGCCUCACUCGUCAUCAAAGGACUCAUAGCGGAGAGAAGCCAUUCAAGUGCUUGGAGUGCGGGAAGACCUUCAGUCAGAAGACAAACCUCAGUUGUCACCAAGCAACUCACACUGGAGAGAAGCCCUUUAAAUGCCAGGAGUGUGGGAAAAGCUUCAGUCAGAAGACCCACCUUGGUCGUCAUCAAAGAAUUCACACAAAGGUCAAAUGGUAGAACUGGUUUGACACCAUUACACUUUCAGUCAGAACUGAGAUCUUACAUAUUAUUGAAGAAUUCAUAUACAGAAGGUACCAUUUUUUGUAUACCAGAGCAGGAACACCUCUGUCCUUAAAUACCACACUGGUGUAGUAAAACCCACAAGCAGUUUAUUGAAAGAUAUAUGUAAGCAGGGUAAUAAAAAUGGCCCCAGUGGUGCAGUGGAUUAAACCCCUGUGCCGGCAGGACUGAAGACCGACAGGUCGCAGGUUCGAAUCCGGGGAGAGUGCGGAUGAGCUCCCUCUAUCAGCUCCAGCUCCUCAUGCAGGGACAUGAAAGAAGCCUCCCACAAGGAUGGUAACACAUCAAAACAUCCAGGUGUCCCCGGGGCAACAUCCUUGCAGAUGGCCACCAGUUUCUCAAGUCACUCCUGACAUGACAAAAAAUAAAUAAAAAUGGUAAAAACAGUAUAUUUCAAAGCAAUAUUGCUCCAAGAUAAAAGUCAAUCCAUAGACUUCCAGGUAACAAGUAAAAACACAAGAUCCAGGGUACAGAAUCUAUAGAACAAGGCAGAAUGAAAGUCCAGUGAAUAGAAUGGGAACUUGGCAAAACUUGAAACAUGAAAAUAGAAAUGCACUUGGAAAAACAAGACUGUCAUGAAGUAUCAAUGUUGACAAGACUGACGUCUGUCAGAGUGAUUUGAAUGCAAUU